AUGUUCAACUCUCGACUCUGUAAUACGUACUUCAAGAAAAAGGACAUUCAUAAAGUUACGUGCCAGCACCCACGUUCACAGCACUGGCACUGUAUUGAUUAUGUGAUCACCCGGCAGCGGGAUUUUCAGCGCUGUACAGAUUGCCGUGUGUACCGGUCUGCUGAGUGUGGGACCGAUCACAAACUUGUUGGGCUAACGCUGUCACUUGUUUGCCGCCGGCGUUUCUACCCGCCAAAGAGCAAGGCCCCUGAUCGCCGUCGCUUUGAUGUAUCCCAACUCGGACCUGCUGACCCAACUGCAUCAGAGGAUGAUGAUUUAGUAAGGCAAGCAACUGUGGCGGAGUGGUACCAUACCUCAUCCGACUGUCUGCAAGACGCUGCACCAGGGACCUCAGUUCAGGAUCAAUGGAGUUCACUACGGGACGCCACAGUUAAAGCAGCUACCUCUGUCCUAGGCAAGAGUCGCCGUCGUCAGCCAGAUUGGUUCUCAGCCAGUUCCGCCACUCUCGAGCCUCUCCUUGCACAUCGUAACACUCUAUUCCAGAAAUCUUUAGCAGAUCCAUCACCUCUGGUCCGGCAAGAGUUUGUCCGCGCGCGCUCAGCUGCAAGGGAUGCUGUACGCAGUGCUAAGGAGGACUGGUUCCGUAAGACUGCGUCUGAUGCCGAAUCUAGGAAGUUUGGGUGUAAGGCUGUGUGGAACAGCAUCCGGGAUCUACAGACUGCCCGGCGCGGAUUGAUUCCCACUAAGUCGUGCCUGAUCAAACAGACUGAUGGCUCACCAUGCUCGUCCGUUGAGGCACAGCAGAACCGCUGGUCUGAACAUUUCGAAAAGCUGCUGAACCUUCCAAGCGGCUUUGUCCGAUCUGAAAUUGACAUGGUCCAGCAGCGCAACAUCAUGGAACACCUGGCCACCCCACCCACUGCUGAAGAGGCCCAGCGCUGCCUUCGCUAUCUUACGAACGGGAAAGCUGCUGGAAGCUCCGGCAUUCUACCGGAAAUGGUCAAAUACAACUGCGACCUAUUCUAUGCCAAUCUGUUUAAGCUCAUUACCGCGGUUUGGGAGGAGGGCGUAGUACCGCAAGAUUGGGUGAAUGCUGAGAUAAUACCGAUACCCAAGAAGGGUGACCUCACUAGCUGCGACAACUGA
Molecule: messenger RNA, 1146 nt
Organism: Sycon ciliatum
Lineage: Eukaryota; Metazoa; Porifera; Calcarea; Leucosolenida; Sycettidae
Exons: 1
Coding region: 1-1146 (381 amino acids)
Source: RefSeq, a predicted model, not a curated record